This is a messenger RNA of Daktulosphaira vitifoliae (grape phylloxera), 1132 nucleotides long. Its product is annotated as ras-related and estrogen-regulated growth inhibitor. The coding region runs from base 209 to 856 and encodes 215 amino acids. The transcript is spliced from 5 exons. Gene Ontology annotation, molecular function: GTPase activity; GTP binding. Lineage: Eukaryota; Metazoa; Arthropoda; Insecta; Hemiptera; Phylloxeridae. The record is from RefSeq and is a predicted model, not a curated record.
CUAGUCAGUACCUUAAAACAUGUCGUUAUCGGUUUAUUAGAAUAAAUGGACUCUCCGCGCAUCAAUUAUUUUUCGUAUUUUUUUUAAAUUAAGUAAAAAAUUGUUCAAUGAAGUGACGCAUAACUUUACCAAUAGAUAAAUUAGAUUUUGUCUAAUUGUUAAUAAGUCACAAAAUAUAAAUAUAGCCAACUAUCCUAUUGAAUAAAAUAUGUCGUCAAAUCCCAUCAGAGGUAUACGGCGAAAAAAGUCUUCUUUGACAGAAGUAAAAAUUGCUGUACUUGGAGCACCUGGCGUUGGAAAAAGUGCUUUGACAGUUCGAUUUUUAACAAAAAGAUAUAUUGGCGAGUACGAUCAUCAAUCAGAUACAAGAUACAAACACGAAGUGAUGGUAGAUGGAGAGCCAAUUCUUUUUGAAAUAUUAGACACUUGUCCAAAAAAUGAUGAAGAAAUGCCAUUAAGUGAAGUUUAUAAUUGGGCAGAUGCAUUAGUUAUGGUAUUUACCAUAACCGACAGACGAUCUUUUAACUAUGUAAUGAGAGUAAAACAAACUAUGUUAGACACAUAUGAAAUGCCUGUAGUCUUAGUGGCUAAUAAAGCUGACAUGGUUCAUUUAAGACAAGUGAGCACUGAAGAAGGUGAAAUUUUAGCAAAAGAUUUUGAAUGCUGUUUCACAGAAGUGGCUGCUGCAGAACAAGUUGGUCAGAUUGCUGAUGUAUUUCUGGAAGUUUGUAGGGAAGUAAUGAGCGUUCGUCGAAAAAACAAACAAUCAUUACUUGAUCGAAUGUUAGGAAGCAAAACAGCAGUUGUAAAAGCUUAUGCUCGUGGUAAAAGUGACAGUGCGUUACCGAAAGAAUAAAUAUUAUAUAGCAAAAUUUUCUCUAUCAAGUUAUUAUAGCGAAAAAAUAUUGUACGCAGAAAUUAUGUUGAUGAACAACUUUUGAUUUGGCAUUGUAAUAUUUUUAAUGCUUGUAUUUGUAAAAUUUCCAAAUAAGUUAUUGAUAUUUAUAGUGAUAAUUUCUAAAAAAAUAAUUGUAAUCAUAAUAUUUGAUAUUGGAUUGAAAUAGUUAUAAUGUUUAAAAUCAAGUUUAAAUUCCUAAAACUUUGUAAUAUUUAGAUAUAUUUUUAAUUAAUA